Suillus subaureus is the source of this 878-nucleotide messenger RNA. RefSeq lists its product as uncharacterized. Lineage: Eukaryota; Fungi; Basidiomycota; Agaricomycetes; Boletales; Suillaceae. Bases 163 to 636 code for a protein of 157 amino acids. The transcript is spliced from 4 exons. The record is from RefSeq and is a predicted model, not a curated record.
CACAGAUAUGGAACCUGGACACUGGCAAACUCGUGGCUGGUCCAUUCAAGAGCGUUUGUUCCGUGGGCGCAAUUCGAUUCUCCCCGGACUCGAAGAAGCUCGUAGUCAAGUCAAGGCUGGUGAUGUUCCUUGAGGUCUGGGAUAUUCAAUUACAGAAAUUGGAUGUCAGAGUGGAGUGGGGGAAUAUCCCGUCGUCCCACCGCCGUGCGCAGAACCCCAGCAAAACGAUCUGUCAUUAUAUCUUCUUCCCCCAGGCAUCAAAUCCAUUCGCCCACAAUAGGCCAUCAACAGCCCAUUUUCCUUCGCCAUGUCCGCGAACUCUUCCACUCUACUUCUCACGUGAAUUCAGUUCCUCUUGUACAGCCUCGCGAUCUAUGGGAGUUCUCUGCUACGUUGCCCUUGCCUCCCAACCGCUCGGCCUUGCAGCAGGCCGCAACUCAGCUUGAUCAUUUUGAAACAAGCUCUCCACCCCGCCACUCCAACGGAAUCACGCAGUUCCUGCGUCAGGGCCUUUCUUUCCGUAGGUCCGGACCCCAACAUGAGCUACCAGUCAUUGAAGUCGCACCUGGGCGGAAAUUUACUGUAACACAAUCUUUCCUAUUUCUCGUUGCCUUGUUUCUCAUGCGCGUCCAAUAGCGUCUUGCUACUGCCAAAUUACCAGAAUACAGGAAAGUCGAUGACACUCGGCACCCCUCUAGACAGCAGACUACCGGACCGCAGGAUGAUCCCUCGUCUGAUUCGUCUGACAUCGAUUGUCUCCCAGAUAUUCACUGGCUCAAGGCUCUCCUCUACUAUUCCUCGUGUUGUUCUCAUGGCAGACUCAGGACGCCUCCGCGAUGGCGCUUAGAGCGUGUUGACACACCUCGCUAGGAUUGCAU